AUGGAAGGAGAAGCAAGUCGACAUGACUCAUUCAAUGCAGAUCGCUAUGAAAGAUUAUUUUCAGAUGUAAACUAUUAUGGAUUAAUUAAUUUAGCCACGAUCAAAGAGCUUGAAAGCAGUAUCAAAGACAGACUAUACAAAAGUAUAAAAACGCAUCCAGUGCUGGUAGAUGAAGGAAGAAUGGAGAUAGAGAUGCUCGUAGAAGGGAUUGCAAAUGCAACACAAAAAUACGAGCAGAUUCUUCAACGACAGAAUGAGUAUUACAAGAGAAAGCAUUCACCAACCAGUUGA
Batrachochytrium dendrobatidis JAM81 is the source of this 291-nucleotide messenger RNA. RefSeq lists its product as uncharacterized. The record is from RefSeq and is a predicted model, not a curated record. The transcript is spliced from 4 exons. Lineage: Eukaryota; Fungi; Chytridiomycota; Chytridiomycetes; Rhizophydiales. Bases 1 to 291 code for a protein of 96 amino acids.